UAAGAAAAUAUGUUGUUAUUUUGAGGUAUGAGGUCAAUAUUUUAAUAUGCUGCUGCACAAACAGAAGGAGAGAAAGGCAGACACAUUUUUCUCCUCUACGUCUUUCACAGUUCUCUGUAUAAACACUUGUCUAAAAGUGAAAAGAGACAGAGCGAAAAGUUUGUGUGUACAUGAGAGAGAGAGAGAGAGAGACAGACAGAAAGAGAGAGGGAGGUUCAUAAAACAAUGUGACUGAGGCUUUUACAGUAAGAUGAUAAUAAAACAAUGAAUGAGUAAAUUACAGAGAUUUAGCAGAGAUAAGAAGUAAAGAAGUAAAAGAAUGAGAGAGAGAGAGAGAGAGAGAGAGAGUUAGCGCUAACGUGAGAUUAGCGUCCUGCUCUGUGGCUGUUUGUUUGUACUGCUUGCUGAACUUUAGCUGCUCUGUUUGUGGUCGUGUGCCGUUUCUCCCGACUGCUGGAGGAAGUGCAGAGAGGUGCAAUCAGUUAUUAAUUAACAGACGAGCUGAACGUGAUGAGAAGUGUGUCACGGUGCUGGUAAACAAAGCCAUAAGCGAGGUGGAGAGCGGCAGCGUGGCCAGAGGCUCCGCUAACGCAGCUACUGACCCCGUUUUCCCUCCUCUUUCUCACAGGCCCCUAAUCGAAUGAAGAACCUGCUCGGGAACGUCGCUCUGUGGAUUUUCUUCAGGACCGUUUGAAUAAAUCAGCGACUGGAUCCCGCCCUGCUGUUUCUGCGACUGACCUCCAUGGAAGUGCGAAGGUGACUGACCGAGAUAGAAGCGUCUCAAUGCUAGCGGUCAGCUUUAUCGGCUAACUGUUUCCGGAUGAUUAGCUAACCGCCACCCGGGAAGGCUCGGCCAGCCGGUUGGGACAGAGGAAGCAGCUGCUAGCCAUCAGGAGGUCAGCGCUAACGGCUAGAUUUGGCGGUAGAGGUGAGCCGCUAGCUGGAGGAGGCUAGCGAGCGGAGCGUGCCGGCUUUUCGAAAAGGUUUGAGCGCAGUCAGCGCGAAUGGGACACGGCAGCGUUCGCAGACGGCCUGGAUGGGAGAGGGAGUGAGCAUGGACAAUCUUUCUGAGUUUGGUGGUCUUUGUCCGUCCAGCCGGAGGGAAUGGGAAACCAGCAGCUGUGUGGACGACUUGAUGGACGAAGAUGAGAAAGACAGAGCUAAGAGGGCGUCCCGUAAUAAGUCGGAGAAGAAGCGGAGAGACCAGUUCAAUGUGCUCAUUAAAGAGCUGUGCACCAUGCUGCAGGGGCAGGGCCACCCCCGCAAAAUGGACAAGUCCACCAUCCUGCAGAGGACCAUCGACUUCCUGCAGAAGCAGAAAGAGAUCACAGCGCAGACUGAGUCGUGUGAGAUCCGGCAGGACUGGAAGCCUUCGUUCCUCAGCAACGAGGAAUUCACUCAGUUAAUGUUGGAGGCUCUGGACGGUUUCCUCAUUGCACUCACCACGGACGGAAACAUCAUCUAUGUAUCCGACAGCGUCUCUUCUCUGAUUGGCCAUUUACCAUCAGACAUGGUGGACCAAAACAUCCUGAACUUCCUGCCCGAGCGCGAACAUGCGGAGGUCUACAAACUGCUGUCCUCACACCUGCUGAUGAGUGACCCCAUCACCGCCGACUACCUGGAGAGCAGUGAGACUCAUGUGGAGUUUUGUUGUCACUUGGUGAGGGGAAAUAUCGAUCCGAAGGAGCCGCCCACCUACGAGUACGUCAAAUUCGUUGGAGAUUUCAAGUUUCAUAACAGCGUGCCUACGUCGUCGUGUAACGGGUAUGAGCUGGUGUUUCCGCGGACACUCCAGGCCUCUCUGGAGGAGCAGGUGUGUUUGGUGGCAACAGUCAGACUGGUCACUCCUCAGUUCCUUAAGGAUUUGUGUAAUGUUGAAGAUCCGUGUGAUGAAUUCACGUCGAGACACAGUCUGGAGUGGAAAUUCCUCUUCUUAGACCACAGGGCCUCUCCCAUCAUUGGGUACCUUCCAUUCGAGGUGUUGGGGACGUCUGGAUAUGAUUAUUAUCACGUAGACGAUCUGGAGCUGAUCGCUCAGUGCCACAAACAAUUGAUGCAGUGUGGGAAGGGGAAGUCGUGUUAUUAUCGUUUUCUAACUAAAGGCCAGCAGUGGAUCUGGCUGCAGACACACUACUACAUCACCUACCACCAGUGGAACUCCAAACCGGAGUUCAUCGUCUGCACACACACCGUCGUCAGUUAUGCUGAGGUCAGGGCGGAGAGGAGAAGAGAGUACGGGCUGGAGGAGAGCUCCUCUGAUAUGGCCACCACCUCAAUAAAGGGUCAGGAGGUUUAUCUGGACAUGUGUGCUCCUAUGGACGCAUCACGGGACAGAAUCAGCGGAGCUCGAUCAGCUUCAUCACACAGCUCACGCAAAUCAUCCCACACUGCACUGUCUGACUCGGCAUCGAACUCUUCCGUCCGGUAUAAAGAAACCUGCACGUCAUCGCGGCAGUCGGCGUCUAUUGGACCCGAGAGCUCCAGCAGGCUGUCGCACAGUGGCUCAAAGAGUCUGCUUCAGAGACGAGCCUCCGAGCCCCUCCCCCCCUCCCCGUCCUGCUCACAACCCUCAGUGAUGUCAUCUGCGCAGCACCAGUCUGUGUGCGGAGGUUUCCAGCAGCCUCAGUUGGGAGUGAUGCACCAGCUGAAGGAGCAGCUGGAGGAGAGAACCCGGAUACUGCAGGCUGACAUCAAGACUCAGCAGCAGGAGCUCCACGACAUCAAAGAGAAACUACAGCUCGCCAACCUGCAGAUGUUGCUGCAGCAGCCGAUCCACAGUGAUUUCCCGUCCUUGUCUCCGCAGCAGCAGCAGCAGCCUUCAGUCCAGUCGGUCCAGAACAGCCAAUCAGGAGUCAUCCGCCACAACAGCACUCACACACACACCCACACCCACCCCAAACCCCCACACUGUGCUCCACACUCAGCCUCACCACACACACUGCUACGAGAGCAGCCCAGCAGCUCCACCACACAGAGGCUGGUUCGGAGCACUCCAAUGCAGACAGUCAGUGUUCCGGUGCAGACACACACCAGUCUGACCAUGCCACUCUACAGUAACCCCAUGAUGUUCUCCCCAAACCACGGAUACCGGACCGUCCCAGAUACACACACGCACUCGCACCGGCACAGCGAGACAGACAACAGCCCCGACGGACAGCUACGGAUGUUGUUAAACCAGCCGGUUCAGACUCUGGUUCCAGACAGCAGCGGAUCUCAGGCGUCUCAGUGUAACUCUACCAUUCAGCAAACCAAAUAUCUGGACCAACAGAUGAUGGCCCCUUCCUUUCCAGUGCAACAGGUCAACUGCAACGCUGUGCUAGUCCCCUCUCCUGUUUUCACUUCACCAAUCAUGAUACCCCACAACAGCUUCAUCACUCCUCGGGCUCCGCCCGCCUACACACCCCACCCUCAGAGCACCCAGCACAGCCUGCAGAUCCAACAGCCUCAACAGUUCUUUCAGAUGCAACCACAGGGCCUCAUCCAUGGCGGCCCCACUCAGGCCUUCUUCCACGCCACUAACGUCCCGCCGCAAAGCACUGUGGGAUACAUACAGCAGCAACAGCCACAACAACAACAACAGCAUCAACAACAACAGCAGCAGCAGCAGCAACAACAGCACCUUCAUUCCCAGCCUCCAGACUACCGGAACAUGUUGCCACGGUAACCCCGGGAGACUGCCGGGAUAGCGUGCAGAGCUCUAAAGCUCUGCGGCAUGAGAGAAAGGGAUGAUGGGAAGGCUCUUGAGCGAUAUUUUUCGCCGCCCAGCCUAAAACACCACGACUAAGCCAAAGUCCCUCUGUUCCCAUGGCAACACACGCAAGGUGCAGCGCAAGUCGAGAGGCU
This is a messenger RNA of Colossoma macropomum (tambaqui), 3843 nucleotides long. It is a transcript of the gene npas2, whose product is annotated as neuronal PAS domain protein 2. Lineage: Eukaryota; Metazoa; Chordata; Actinopteri; Characiformes; Serrasalmidae. Gene Ontology annotation, cellular component: cytoplasm; nucleus; CLOCK-BMAL transcription complex. Gene Ontology annotation, biological process: regulation of transcription by RNA polymerase II; circadian regulation of gene expression. The transcript has 22 exons. The record is from RefSeq and is a predicted model, not a curated record. Bases 1037 to 3664 code for a protein of 875 amino acids. Gene Ontology annotation, molecular function: DNA-binding transcription factor activity, RNA polymerase II-specific; RNA polymerase II cis-regulatory region sequence-specific DNA binding; protein dimerization activity.